Molecule: messenger RNA, 305 nt
Organism: Hippocampus comes (tiger tail seahorse)
Lineage: Eukaryota; Metazoa; Chordata; Actinopteri; Syngnathiformes; Syngnathidae
Product: ras-related protein Rab-3-like
Exons: 1
Coding region: 12-290 (92 amino acids)
Molecular function (GO): GTP binding; GTPase activity
Source: RefSeq, a predicted model, not a curated record
UCCCUCUCUAGAUGGCGUCAAGUGACUCGCGCCUCCAACAGCUGCCGUCCCAGAAGGAUGCGGCUGACCAGAACUUUGACUACAUGUUCAAACUGCUGAUCAUCGGCAACAGCAGCGUGGGGAAAACGUCUUUCCUCUUCCGCUACGCAGACGACUCCUUCACCUCAGCCUUCGUCAGCACCGUGGGCAUUGACUUCAAAGUCAAGACCGUCUUCCGCAAUGACAAAAGGAUCAAACUGCAGAUCUGGGUGAGGGUUUUCAUUUUCCACUUUUGGAACGUGCAAAUAUGAACACACAAACUGGUU